AUGGCUAUUCCCUCUGGAUGGGAUGUUAGUCCAUGGCAGGUCACUCCACAAUUGUCUUCUGACAGAGUCGGUCACACGGACCACCAAUCACGCUGCUCCAAGAGCAAGGAAAUUCUGACCAAGUCUCUCGCUCUUUUGAUUAUCGGAUGCGAGGAGAAUAAAUCCCUUUCGACGAGCACGUCUUCUGUGGCUGUAAACAAUCAAGUAGCCUAUCAACAUCAGACUCGUGGAAUGACAAAAUUCGACAACUGGAAUCAAGAAGCGCGAGAAGUGUUCCAAACAAACAUGAAAUACGCGUGUGCAGUUUGUGUUAUUUUAUGUUCGUUUCUUGCCCUAGUAGAUUGCCGUGCAGCACCCAGAGAUUGCCGUGACAAGUUUCGUAACUGUGACACGUGGAAAAGAUCCGGCUUUUGUGGAGCCAACUCACAUGCGUUCUACCUGAGGAAUGGCUGUGCCAGAACUUGUGGGUUCUGUAAAAGUAACGCUCCACUGGAUACCAAUCUACAUUCUGUUCAAGAUGCUCUCUACGCAACACAUAAAACCGGUCAGAAAGCGCAUAACGGAGUUGUUACAUUAUCACAUAAACAGAGUACCGCUCCUUCACUGGGUGCCCUGGAGCAUCAAAAGCUUCAUGCUCUACCACCAAAGAUAGCCAAGCAUCUGAGGACCUCAGACGAAUCUGGAGAGGAAAAGCCAGAAUGCAAAGAUAGGUUUGUGACUCAGACCUGUAAGAACUGGAAGGAUGGUGACAUUUGCAUGGAUGAUCGUUACAGGAAAUACUUGACUUACGGCUGCGCCAUGACAUGUCGCUUCUGCAAUUGUCGCGAUACAUACAGGGAAAACCCGUAUUGUGAAGAGUGGAAAACACGAGGAUUCUGUGAGACGUACAAAGAGCAGCUGGAGACCUACUGUCCCAAGACUUGCGGUUUCUGCAUCAACGCAGAAUACGUGGAGACUCCGACCGAGAAUGUAACAACAACACCUUCCCAGAAUUCUACAGCUACGCCUGCACCGUCCCAGAAUUCUACUGCUCAGCCAACACCGUCCCAGAAUUCCACAGCUAGCCCUACACCUUCUCAGAACUCGACAGUUAAACCUCCAGGUCCUCAAGACAGUGGAGCAGCUGGUCAUGUUGUUCCACUCACUGGCGGUCGACCAAGUCAAUUUGCCGAAACUGGAAACACAAAUUCGAAAAGAGGUUUGCCGUUAGUCCCUGAGAGGAACUCGCCAUUGUGGUCUGUUAAUGCUGAUACUCGGUUGACUUUGCCACAGCCUCAGCAGUAUGAUGACAUGGGAGGUGCGGUGAGGCGUCCUCUUGAAGACGGUACUUACUUCACUCCCGCCAAAACUAACGAGAAGUUUGAUUACUACACCGAGCACUACUCACCAGAUCCCUACGUAGCGGCCGCGCAGAGAGAAGAAUGGAUGAGUUCAAACAAUGGUGGCUCUCCGUCACCAAGGCUUAGCCGGAAAUCAAAGAAACCGGAAGUAAAGGAAGAAAAGGAAGUCGUUGAAGUGUUAAAGAAAUCUGACGUAAAGCAAAGCAAGCAUAAGCACAAGAAUCCGAAACAUUAAAUGAAAUGAAGUUCGGAUCCAUCCACUGGAUUUCAACUUUACUGUCUUAUUUCAUCUAUACAAUUAUUAGAGCAAGUCUUAUCUAGUGGAAUCACUUGAGAACUUGAUGAUUAAGGGGGUGGCGACUGGCUGCCGUAAACCCUGGUUGAAGAAAGAAUCUCACUUUUCAGAUGUAGUCUAGUAUGACUGGGGUCAACUUUACAACUACUGUGCUCCUGACGCACCAGAUGCGACAAGCUGUCAAUUGUUUAAAUUGUGACUCUUUUCAGAUGGAUUCAAGACCAACGAAACCGUGAAAGCAACCAUCCCAAAAAAUAAAUAUUCUGGAAAUACUCGAUCUUGAGUCAUUUCUUAUUAUCACAGACAAUAUUUCCUUAUCAAAAACCAAUAGAAAAGUAGAUCGUUUCAAUUUUAAUUGUCAAUAAACCUAAAUGACCUUAAUGUGUCAUAAUUUGUUUUCACUCAUCUAUGUGAUCUUUAUUAACAGCAGGUUCGUUCAUCUUGGUCGGCGAUUCACUCAGUUCGGUGGAAUGAGCACAGCUACGUCCACAGUUCUUAAACCUUAUUAUUUAAUGUUCUGAUAACUGAGCUUACAAUUUUCAACCGAUUUUCAAAAUAUGAGCGUAGUGAAACCAUCAGAACAUCCUGAGGGGUACGUUAGUCGUAGUCGUUAGUCGUUAGUUGUACGGUAUCGAUUUUUCAGGCAAGGCACCAUACGUUCAAUUAAUCGAUGUCGCUUAUUUACAAGAAACAACCAAGUAUGCUACUAGCAAUUGUAAUAUGACUAGGAGUUGCGUAGCUCGAAAAUAUUUUUUUUUUUUGACUUCCCAAAAUUUGCGAUAAUUUUGAAGAAAGACUAUUGAUUAGCGGAGAUCUUCUUACACCUGCUAAAUCGGUUGAUCAGUAGCUUCUGGUGGCAAAGGUGUGUUUUUAAAAAUGCGUUAUCUUCACAGGAACCUGAAGUUGUGCAAAACUGUGUUCGUUUUAU
Molecule: messenger RNA, 2563 nt
Organism: Orbicella faveolata
Lineage: Eukaryota; Metazoa; Cnidaria; Anthozoa; Scleractinia; Merulinidae
Source: RefSeq, a predicted model, not a curated record